Molecule: messenger RNA, 7514 nt
Organism: Salmo salar (Atlantic salmon)
Lineage: Eukaryota; Metazoa; Chordata; Actinopteri; Salmoniformes; Salmonidae
Source: RefSeq, a predicted model, not a curated record
UAAAAUGGUACAAAAAUAAACUAAAAUAGCUUCUUAGAAAAUAGUAAUUUCUCAAGCAAAAAUUUAGCUAGGACUGUCUGAGAGGGUCCUAAUUGGACGAGCCAAAUUGGAAGCAUGUAUAACCUGAAAAAUAGCUGUUAUUGGCAGAGAGAAGGACAAACUGUCUUUGUUAUUGGCCUAUUAGCUUAUACCAUCUGGUGAUGUCACCAGGCAGUACAAAAACCCCACCCAGCCAAACAAGUUGACAUUUCAGGUGGUCUUUUCAAACAGCUCUUAUACUAAAAUGCAUUAUCAUAAUUUUCACCGUAUUUUUUUCAACCUGUGUGGAAAUAAUAAAAAAAAAAACAGGAAAAUCAUGUGUUUGACUGCACUGCCCCAUUAAACACUGACUCUGUCCUCAAGACUAGAGUUAAGCUACUAGAAUGUUUUAUACCUGUACCUCAGGACAGCAUUUGAAUAUUUAUAUAAACUUAAACCUAUAAAUAGUCAACUCUUAGCUAUAUCACAAUUCCAGACCGCUAUUAGACAUGGGAUCAUCUCUAGUGAUGUCAGCAGGGAAUAGUGUGUGUGUAAUUCCAUGUUUCAAUGAAAAAGGAGCCUGGCCUAAACCAGACUCCAGGGAGAAACACACACAGUUGACAUGGAAAGGGCCCCAGUGCCAGGGAAAGGCUGCUAUUGUCUGGGGAUGUGUGAACCCUGGCUCCACUUCUCACCAUCUGCCUACACUGGGGUGGGGCGGGCUGCCGGUGUGUGUGUCUGCAAUAGUGCGUGUGUGUUUAGCCUACUCCGUGUCAAGACUCUUCAGACUUAUGCCGUCGGUGUAACAAACACACCUUCAGUAGAAUCUACCUAGUCUUAUGUGGUUUAUCAUGCCCGAUUUGCCAGUCCAUAGUUGGCUGCUUUUUCAAGGUCUAGUGAGCGUAUACAUCCUUGACUGACUGCUAUGCUUGACUACAGGAUUUCCAAUGCUUGCCUUUUAAACCACAAGCUCUCCGCUCAGCUAUAGGCCUCGCAUGUGAGAGAGAUUAAUGACUGGGGAGGAGGCCGCUCGGACGUAAUGUGGAAACACUAACGCUGCUUCAGGAUGAAAAAGGCCAAGGUCCCCACACACACACACACACACACACUACCCCUCCACACACACUACCCCUCCACACACACGCACACUACCCCUCCACCCACCCACUGCCCCUCCAGGUUUCCUGAUCUCCAUGACAAUGCCAGUGUUGCUGUGGAGUCUCCAUGGUAAGCCUGGGAAUGUUGGGGGGGACCCCUGUGUUUGUGUGUGGUAGUGGGGGCUCUCCCUCUCUCCCCAGCCCCCCUGUCUGUGUGAUGGAGGAGGAGGGCAGCUGGGGUCUUUGUUGUGAUUGUGAGAGGGCUGUUCUCUGGGGAAGCAGAGGUUAAGACAUGGACUGGACUGGGCUGGGCUGGGCCCCCUCUCAGGCAGGGAGGAAGGCAGGAGUCUCACAUUUUACCAGGCCGAUCUGAAGUCACACACCUCUUGAACUUCACCUACUUGUGUUCCUCACUGCAGUUUGUGUAUUCACUCUCCGCUCAAUAACAAAGUUUCAAAUUAUGUUUGACAAGAGGCUAGCAGUAGCAUUCAUGUCAAACGAAAACAUCUCAAAUGCAGGCUUUUAGUCGUCUUCUGUGACCGUUGGAUUGUGUGCCUAUGCUACUAUCGCUAACUAGCUAAGGCACAUUUGUGAUCGUUCCAUCUUAUGUAGGCGGAGGUCAUUUGAUUAUUUUCAAUACAAAAUCCCACUAGAAGCCCUUGUGAGGCUAGCCUACACCUCCGCUAGCAGUAUCUCACCCUGCCGGCGUGUUUAAGGAAAUGUCUAUCUUUCUUUCAGUGUCUGUCUGGCUUGGUGUAUCCAGCAUCGCCCUAAUGUAUUCUUUUUCUCUCUCUCUUACCCUUUAAUUAUCAUUGAACCACCAACCACCCCUCUCCCUUCUCUUUCGUUCACACCCGCCUUCCUCUCACCCUAAUCGCUUUGUUCCUCCUCCCCUCUCUCCCGCUAUUCUCUCUCUCUCCACGUACCCCCAUUCCUUCAUUCAUUAUCCCCAUAUUUUGCCGCUCAACCUUUUCCUUCCUGUCCGUCUGUUGCCCUUUUCUUCUUCUCUACUUCUUCCCGUCUCUUCUUCUGACUCGUUAUCCAACUUAUGACCUCUCUCCGCCCGUCGUCACAUGCCCAUGCCCCCUCUCCCUGCCCAUCAUCGCAUGCCCAUGCUCACUUUUCUUUCCUCAUUACUCCAUUUAUUUCAUCUCCCAUACCCACAUCCCUACCGUUUCUGCCCUUGCCUAAACUUCCGAUACCCUUUCCCUAAAUUGCCCAUGUCUACCACUGCCCCUCCAGUGCCCAUGGGGCCCUUCCCCCCACCUCUGCAGCAGGUGUUCCAGGCACCCCGCCGGCCGGGCAUGGGCACUGUGGGCAAGCCCAUCAAGCUGCUGGCCAACUACUUUGAGGUGGAGAUCCCCAAGAUGGACGUGUUCCACUACGAGGUGGACAUCAAGCCUGACAAGUGUCCCCGACGGGUCAACAGGGAAGUGGUGGAAUACAUGGUGCAGCACUUCAAGCCCCAGCUCUUUGGCGACAGGAAGCCAGUGUACGACGGCAAGAAGAAUAUCUAUACGGUGCUAGCGCUUCCUAUCGGAAGUGAGAAGGUGGACUUUGAGGUGACUAUCCCCGGGGAGGGGAAGGAUCGUAUCUUCAAGGUGUCUAUCCGCUUCCUGGCCACGGUGUCAUGGCGUCUGCUCCAGGAGACGCUGGUCAGCGGGCGCCUGCAGGUACCCCUGGACUCUGUCCAAGCCCUGGAUGUGGCCAUGCGCCACCUGGCCUCCAUGAGGUACACUCCGGUGGGACGAUCAUUCUUCUCCCCACCUGAAGGAUACUACCAUCCCCUGGGUGGGGGGAGGGAAGUGUGGUUUGGCUUCCACCAGUCUGUGCGCCCCGCCAUGUGGAAGAUGAUGCUAAAUAUUGAUGUGUCUGCCACGGCCUUCUACAAAGCCCAGCCGGUGAUCGAAUUCAUGUGCGAAGUCCUGGACAUCCGCAACAUAGACGAGCAGCCCAAGACCCUGACCGACUCGCAGAGGGUCCGCUUCACCAAGGAGAUCAAAGGUGGGCCGUUGAACAGUGAUCGGUGGGCGUUACCAGGUCUGAAGGUGGAGGUGACUCACUGCGGUCAGAUGAAGAGGAAGUACCGCGUCUGCAACGUCACGCGACGCCCCGCCAGCCACCAGACGUUUCCCCUGCAGCUUGAGAGCGGACAGACGGUAGAAUGUACGGUGGCCCAGUACUUCAAGCAGAAGUACAAUCUGCAGCUCAAGUAUCCCCACCUGCCCUGCCUCCAGGUGGGCCAGGAGCAGAAGCACACCUACCUGCCCCUGGAGGUGUGUAACAUAGUAGCAGGGCAGCGCUGCAUCAAGAAACUGACAGAUAAUCAGACGUCCACUAUGAUCAAAGCCACGGCUCGCUCUGCACCUGACAGACAGGAGGAGAUCAGCCGGCUGAUGAAAAAUGCCAACUUUAACCUGGACCCGUACAUCCAGGAGUUUGGGAUCAAGGUGAAGGAUGAGAUGGCGGAGGUGACGGGAAGGGUGCUGCCUGCCCCCAUCCUACAGUAUGGAGGACGGCUUUUGUCUCCCACCUGUUCCACCUCACAGAACCGGGCCAUCGCCACGCCCAACCAGGGGGUGUGGGACAUGAGGGGAAAGCAGUUCUACAACGGCAUUGAGAUCAAGGUGUGGGCCAUCGCCUGCUUCGCCCCCCAGAAACAGUGUCGCGAGGAGGUGCUCAAGAACUUCACAGACCAGCUGCGUAAGAUCUCCAAAGAUGCUGGGAUGCCCAUCCAGGGCCAGCCGUGUUUCUGUAAAUACGCCCAGGGAGCCGACAGUGUGGAGCCCAUGUUCAGGCACCUGAAGAACACCUACUCUGGACUGCAGCUCAUCAUCGUCAUCCUGCCCGGAAAGACCCCUGUCUACGCGGAGGUGAAGAGGGUGGGAGAUACUCUCCUAGGAAUGGCCACUCAGUGUGUCCAGGUGAAGAACGUGGUGAAGACGUCCCCCCAGACCCUCUCCAACCUCUGCCUCAAGAUCAAUGUCAAGCUGGGGGGAAUCAACAAUAUCCUGGUGCCCCACCAACGGUCAGCAGUGUUCCAGGAGCCUGUCAUCUUCUUGGGGGCCGACGUAACACACCCCCCUGCUGGAGACGGGAAGAAGCCCUCCAUUACCGCUGUGGUAGGCAGUAUGGACGCCCACCCCAGCAGGUACUGUGCCACAGUCCGGGUCCAGAGGCCCAGGCAGGAGAUUAUCGAAGACCUUUCUUACAUGGUGCGAGAACUGCUGAUCCAGUUCUACAAGUCGACCCGCUUCAAGCCCACCAGGAUCAUCUUCUACAGGGACGGAGUGCCUGAGGGCCAGCUGCCACAGAUACUCCACUACGAGCUUCUGGCCAUCAGGGAUGCGUGCAUCAAGCUGGAGAAGGACUACCAGCCUGGUAUCACCUACAUCGUGGUCCAGAAGCGCCACCACACACGCCUCUUCUGUGCCGACAAGUCUGAGAGAAUCGGGAAGAGUGGUAACAUUCCUGCAGGGACCACAGUGGACACCAGCAUCACUCACCCGUUUGAGUUUGACUUCUACCUUUGCAGUCACGCGGGUAUACAGGGGACUAGUCGGCCCUCACAUUACUACGUCCUGUGGGAUGACAAUCGUUUCACCGCCGACGAGCUGCAAAUCCUCACUUACCAGCUGUGCCACACCUACGUGCGCUGUACCCGCUCUGUCUCCAUCCCAGCGCCAGCCUACUACGCCCGCCUCGUGGCCUUCCGUGCCCGCUACCAUCUGGUGGACAAGGAGCACGACAGUAGUGGGGAGGGGAGCCAUGUCUCUGGUCAGAGUAACGGUCGGGACCCCCAGGCUCUGGCCAAGGCGGUGCAGAUUCACCACGACACGCUGAGGACCAUGUACUUCGCCUGAGCACCACCAUCACCGCCACCACCACUGUCCUUAAGACUCACCAUCCCUCGGUGAGGGGCUUGGGAGCCCACAGGAAGCCUUCCAUCUCUCCUCCUCCCUCCAUGGCUGUGUUCACCCACACACUCCACAUACCCUCUCUUGACUGACCCACCACAGCCAAACCAUCCCAGUACCAGAAGUAUACACCCCUCACCUGAUCAACCCAGACAGACUCUGCAGCGUCCUGCACAACGGUUAUUAUUAUCAUUAUUGAUAUGUUUGUUUUUAUUUACUUUACCAGGACUAUGUGUUUUGAUGUUGACUUAAAAAAAAAAGGGUAUUAUUGUAUUGUAUGCGACCUUCCACACUCCUAUGUAUGCAAUACGGAGGGGAGGAAAACAGGCGCUGAGCUGCCCCGAGACUUUUGACUGCCACCACAAUGCUGCCUCUUACCUAUCCGCACAGCGGAUGCCAGUGUUCUGUUCCAAGCCCCUGGUACAACAGGAGUCAUGGGACCCCCGGGCGGGGCGGGGGGAAGGGUGACGACAAGGACACACUUAUUAACUUUUUAUCAUGAACUCCAUUCUUCUGUUGCCGUUCUCUUUUUCUCUCUUUUUUUUUUUUUUUUUUUGGCCUUGAUGCGUGCAACGGGACAUAUGGUACAUAAGCACUUAGAGAUUAGCAUGUAGUCAACGCCACCCACCCUGCACCUAUAUGAAGUGUCUAUGUCUGUGUGAGACUAGCCCUCUGCUCUUAAUUGUGGGAAUAGAGGAGAAAUACAAAGGGCAGGUGUAGCAUGUCGUAGAUACAUUAGACUAAGUCCUUCUUCACUGUAUCUGUGCAGGUUGGGAGUCUCCUCUUAGAAUUAGCCAGUAGAGAGAGGGCAAUGUAGAAGUUAGAGGGACCAUUGCAUUGAGUGUAUUGAAUAUACUUCAAUAUACUCACACCCCAUGUACCUAAACCAGCAUUAUUAUUAUCAACCAGCCUAAUGUGAUGCCUACCAAUGGAAAAGGGGCACCUAUGUAAACAGGAAGAAGAUAAUCUUUGUGUCAGAAUGCAUUUACUCUGCGGAGGAAUUACGAGGCACUUUCUUUGGUUUAUGUUACUUAAGAUUGGGGAGAUUUGUCUUCCCUCAGGCUUCACACACAGGCCUAACCCCCCCCCCCACAUAAUGCAUGUUCUCACACCUACAACCUCUCUAAGCUCGCUGAACCAAUAGAGUAACAGUAGCAAUACAAGGUCUUCAUCUUUUCUUUGUAGGUGUGAAAGCAGCAAAAAAGACAUGGGCCAGAACACACAAUGAAGUGUUUCUCCCUCACUUUUAGCACUUGACCAUGGCUAUAUGAUCAUUUUACACAUUCUAGGUACACAUUCCAACCUAUGUCAAUGGAGAUGACAUGCACCCAUCCAUACUGUACCACACACAGCGUCUCUUUAUUUUGUAAAUAGCUUGUCCUUCCUACAGACAUCGACCACAGCAUUGUCAACACAAGCACACUCAUGCCUCCUCACAUUCUCCUACUGAGUGUGUACCGAGCCGCCUCCACGCAUGCACUUGCCCCCUUAAAACCCCACAUGAAUACUUGCCCCCUCCUUCCAACACCACCACCCAUUUUUUUUCCCCCAGCCAUACCCCGCUCAACCCUCUGCUUCAGCUCCCCUCCUCCCAGCCUAGUGUAUGAUUCCCCAUUGGUGCGCUGUGUGCAUGGACAACACAGAUAGGGGUUUGCUACAUAGGUUAUUGGGGGGUACUUACUCAAUAUGCCCUGCCUUCACUUCUGAUCACUUUCUGACUUUAUGAAACGCAUGUAACACAUUUUUAUUAUGACUGGAUAUUCUGAGCCACCUUAGUUUUCCUAGAGAUAGGAGCUUAAUACGCUCACUUUUGCCUUUCAGUCAUUGCCUCAUUUGUGUAAAACGGUGAACUGAAAGGCUGCUUUUUGUUUUCUGUAUUGUGUUGAGUAGUGUCAGUGUAUCCUCAAGGGGGUACUAUGCGAAAAGUAGUCUGGCGACUUUCACUUCUUGGCCUUCAAGCGCCUCCAAACAUGUCUGAGGGGUUGUAGAGCCCCUUUAUGUUGGAAGGGAAUGACGAUAGAGAUUUAAUGAUAUGCCAUUUUUGGGGGAAUUCAUGUUUAUGAACUUAGGCAAUCAAAAUGCUUUUGUUCACCAUUUUACUGACCCCACGUGUCCAAGGUAAUUUGUAUAUAACCUGUAAUGAAUUUGGGCUCAUCAAUGUAGCGGGGCCUUUUUAGUUGGGGUUAGUCGUCGUCCCCAGCCCCUCUGUGUUCAAAUUCAGCUUGGGUAAGCUCAGCGCCACUGAUGCAGUUCUUAUCUUCACUCUGGGAAAAGCAUCAUGAUGAGGGGACAAGUGAAUCCGCUCCACACUGACUAAGCAAUAUAAAAGCCACUGAUCAAGAACAGUCGUUGUCAUAGCACUUCCCAAUAGGUUGAAUGAAAGGAAAUGGAAGCAACUUAUUUUGGCUCUGUAUGAUGUAAUAGUAUGGGGACUCUGUUGGGGAGGGCUAUUUUUUAAAGAAAAUACAUUUGUUUUUUAUUA